Messenger RNA from Drechmeria coniospora, 372 nucleotides. RefSeq lists its product as uncharacterized. The record is from RefSeq and is a predicted model, not a curated record. The coding region runs from base 1 to 372 and encodes 123 amino acids. The transcript has a single exon. NCBI's taxonomy places the organism in Eukaryota, Fungi, Ascomycota, Sordariomycetes, Hypocreales, Ophiocordycipitaceae.
AUGCCGAGGUGGUGUCGUCGGUCAGCCCCCGUCCGACGUCGGCCAUGCGCUGGCAUCGUGCUCGACGUCCUGGUCCGCGUCAUCGCAUCCGGACGCUCUGCCGGCGACGAGGAGCAUCGUCAUCUUGGCACGCGCACCGCACGCCCCUCCAGCACACCAUCAGAGGGCGGUGCACGCCGCACGAUUCACACGUCGCCCCCCCGAAGCCUCACAUCACGGCUCCCGGUCGCUGCCGGCGUCGCCGUGGGAGGGCGAGGCCCAUGGGCGACGGGCAAGGCUUUUGGCGCGGCAUCUACCACCGCUCGCGGCAUGCGUCAUGGUCAUGGCACACCCUCCCUCCCUCUCGUCGCCGCCGAUUCCGUCAACUCUUGA